Podarcis muralis (Common wall lizard) is the source of this 6840-nucleotide messenger RNA. The record is from RefSeq and is a predicted model, not a curated record. NCBI's taxonomy places the organism in Eukaryota, Metazoa, Chordata, Lepidosauria, Squamata, Lacertidae.
GUGUCAAUGUUUUCUGAGUGCAGAGUUUCAGAGUGGAGAACCAGAUCUUUACCUUGAAGCUGCAUCAAGGUCUGACUGUGAAUCUUGGGCUGUGGCUCUCGGAGAGGCAAGUUCUGAAGGUUUGCGCAAUAAAAUCGAGCAGCUCCAGAGACUGAUCAUGGAAAUCAAGGAAGAAAGAGCAGCAGAUGAAGUACCGGUACAUCAGUUCAUUCCAUCAGCACAGGCAGACAAUCUUGCAGAGUCCAAGCUUACAAAUCUUCAGAGGACUGUCAAUGAACCAAAACUUGAAUUCAGUCUUGCAUGUAAAGAUCUAGUGGCUCCAACUCGUGAUCGAAAACUGAAUACAUUUGUGCAGAUCACCGUGGUUCAACCUGGAGAACAGUCUUCAACACGAUAUACAAGCACAGAAAUUGUGGAGGGAACAAGAGACCCACUGUUUCUGACUGGUGUGACGUUCCCGCCGGAUUACCCUAUCUAUGAGGAGACUAAAAUAAAACUAACAGUCUAUGAUGUCAAGGAUAAAUCUCAAGACACGGUCCGCACCAGCAUUCUGGCAGAACAGAAAGAGCCAAGGACAGAUACUGGGCGAAGCUUCCUGGGUUGUGCUACAUUUAAAGUAGGUGAUUUGGUGAAAUCAAAGGAGCAGCCACUGACACUCAGCCUGAGGAGUACGGAUGGUGGGAAAACAUUUGGCACUAUAGAUGUCAGCCUUGUGAAGAUGGGGGAGACAGAGAAUGGGGAGGCAGAUCACAUCACAACAGAUGUGCAGGGACAAAAGUGUGCCUUGGUUUAUGAGUGUACAUCUCCAGAAAACACCAGUAGUAAAGACAAUUUACCUUUAUUAAAUGCAGUGUUAAAAAACCCGAUCUGUAAGUUAUAUAGAUUCCCCACUUCUGACAACAAGUGGAUGUGUGUACGAGAACAGAUGUCUGAGAGCACUCUUUCUUUUCAUAUUCCCAAGGAACUCAUCAGCCUGCACAUAAAGGAGGAUAUGAGAAGGAAUCAGGACCUUAAUGAACUCGGGGAACUUGCUCCACAUUGGGACAAUAUGCGGAAAAGUGUUAUUUCACACUGUGAUCAAAUGUUAACUCUCUACCAAAACAUGCUUGCAGAACUUGGGAAGUAUACAGGCUCUUCUUUCAAAUCAAGCUGCAGUAAAGGAGAAAAGACACUAGAAUUUGUUCCAAUCAAUCUACAUCUGCAGAGAAUGUAUGUGCACAGUCCUCGGCUAAAAGAUGCUCUCUAUGAUGUCAUCACAGUAGGAGCCCCUGCAGCACAUUUUCAGGGAUUUAAAAAUGGUGGUCUUCAGAAACUACUAAAUAAAUUUGAGGCAGAAAGGCGAAAUACUGGGUACCAAUGUAUUUACUAUUCACCUGAAAACACAGCCAAGGCAAAAGAAGUUCUUAGUAGCAUCAAUCAUCUGCAGCCUCUCAUAUCAAGCCAUGCAGACCUGCUGCUUAAUUCUGCAAGGCAGCAUUUGCCAGACAGCUUGAAGAAUUCCUUAAAGAUGCUUUCAGAAACGACAGAGUUAUUUGUACAUGCAUUUAAGGAUCAGCUGAUCAGAAGUGCCCUUUUAGCUCUAUACACAGCCCGUCCAGGUUGUGUCCUAAAAAAACCAACUGUGCCAAGGAACAGUGCUGAAGAGAGUGGGGAUCAGUCGAAUCAGGAGCAUCCAUCCCAAAUCAAGAGACAAGAUUCUAUACCUCACCAUUCGGAAUAUGACGAGGAAGAGUGGGACAGGGUGUGGGCCAAUGUGGGGAAGAGUUUAAACUGCAUUAUUGCCAUGGUGGAUAGACUGCUUGAAAAAGACAACACGCCCAGCAUCACUACGGAAAAUGGAAACGACCCUCUACCAGCAGAGCGUGUGGCGCCUCAUCUAAGUGGUGACUGGUAUGAACAACUUUAUCCACUCACAGUUACGCUGAAGGACUGUAUUGGAGAGGUGGUGACUAGGGCAAAGCAAUCAAUGUCUUUUGUUCUGCUUCAGGAGCUUGCAUGUAGCUUGCCACAAUGCUUAAUGCUGACCCUAAGAAGAGAUAUUGUCUUCAGUCAAGCACUUGCUGGAUUGGUCUGUGGGUUUAUAAUCAAAUUGCACUCCAGUUUGCGGGAUCAAGGCUUCCUGCAGCAGCUUCACACGGUCGGGCUAAUUGUUCAGUAUGAAGGACUCCUCAGUACAUAUAGUGAAGAAAUCGGAAUGCUAGAAGACAUGGCUGUGGGAAUAUCAGAUUUACAAAAAGUCAUGUUUAAAAUAACUGAAGCCAAAUCAGAUGACCUCUUGCCUCUUAUAACUGGAAGGCGGGGACAUUAUGUAAUAGAAAUCAAGCUCCCAGGAAAGAUGUUUGAGCUGCUUCCACAAGAGAUUAAAGAAGGGAAACUGCUCCAUGUGUAUCCAGUUCUCUUUAAUGUAGGAAUCAAUGAACAGCAAACACUCGCGGAGAGGUUUGGAGAUACCUCUUUGCAAGAAACUGUUAACCAGGAAAAUCUGGAGCUGCUGAAAGAGUAUUACAAGCUGUUCACAGAAAAAAUGCCUCCCGAUUGCCUACCACAUUUUCAAGAACAGAAUGACUUAAAAGGAUUACUAGAAAAUCUCCAUCAAAAUAUUCAGGCUAAAAAAAGAAAGAAUGUAGAAAUCAUGUGGCUGGCUGCAACGAUUUGCCGCAAGCUAAAUGGAAUCCGGUUCACCUGUUGUAAAAGUGCCAAAGAUAGGACAUCAAUGUCAGUGACACUGGAACAAUGUUCAAUUUUAAGAGACGAGCAUCAGCUGCACAAAGACUUUUUUAUCCGAGCCCUUGACUGUAUGAGGAGAGAAGGAUGCCGCAUAGAGAAUGUACUGAAGAAUAUCAAAUGCAGAAAGUAUGCUUUCAACAUGAUACAGCUGAUGGCUUUCCCAAAGUACUACCGACCUCCAGAGGGAACAUAUGGAAAAGCUGACACCUAAGCUUUAGACACCACACAAAAAAGGCUGUGUGUGCAGGAUCACACACCUGUGCUCAUUAGUUAACACAAAAUUGCUUUGUGCGUCUCACAGAUUGGGCAUACAUGAGAGGAAAAAUACCUAGGUUCUCCCCCAACUGUACUGUCAAUCAAAAGGAAACAUCGAUAAAAUAUGGUAGAUUGAGUGUUCUGGCAACCAGCUGUUUGUUAAAUAAAAGCCUAAUAAUAAUAAUAAUAAUAAUAAUAAUAAUAAUAAUAUAGAUUGUAUUUCAUAAGCCCACCAGAAUUAAAGGUUUGGUCACUAGUCAGAUAGAAGGCCAAAUGUUGAGUCAGUAGGGGUCACUCUGAGCCUGGACUUGAAAGUAAAUCCCACUUCUAUACAAAGCAACAUUAAAUUGCCUAAGAUACUGUCUACUGGGUUAAGGGCAAAGCUAAGGUGCUGCUCAGCUGUGGUGCAUAAGACCCAUGAUACGUUUAGAAAAGGAAUGUUAAUAUUGGUGACCUUGCAUUAGUAAAUAUUUGCUGCAUUUCUGGAUAAACUUUGCAGUUCCAGCUACAUACAUCGUUAAUGCAACAACAAAAAACUAAGUUCACACACUGGUCUAAGCCUUGGGCUUUAAGCCAUGUAAUGUAUUACAGUUGCCUUGGAAUCAGGAUCUGGGGUUUUACCUGCCAUUCUCAGUGGUGUUAAGCGACAACCUGUGUAAGUACCGUAAUUAUGAAACAAGGAUGGCCACUGGAGUCUGUCCAUAGCUGUCAACCUUCCCUUUUUUGGCGGGAAAUUCCCUUAUUCCAGCGCCGUUUCCCGCUGCUUGUCCCCAGGACAGGUGAGGCUGCUGAUCCCUUAUUUUCAAAUCUGAAAGUUGACAGCUAUGAGUCUGUCCCCUGUGCACUCUGAAAGUACCAAAAGGGAAAGGAGAUUCAACUAGUGGUUAUAAUAAAUGUUUGUAUGUAAAUGACAGUGAUAAUAAUUUAUUAAAAUUGUAACCUGCAGAAUCAAAACCAUCUGGGUAAAGAACCUGUAACCUAUUGCCAUAGAGUUAAAGCUAUAUAAAAGGCUAAGGCCAAAGAACAGCUCUUCAAUCUGAAAUGUAUCACUCGUGAAUGUUAAUAUGAAACCUAAAGCAGAGUGCCAUUUUCAAAUCAAAUGUAAAUACUACCCCAAUAUAAGUUUUACAUUUGAAUGGAAAGGGCUGGGAAUUGGGGGGGGGGAGUAAAUAGAGAAGAACCAUUUAAGAAAAUUAAGAUAUGUUGCUAUAAUGAUGCUCAGUGAGUUUCAGGCAGAUUGUACUACUGCAGUAAAUCUCUGCAUUUGAAACAAUGAGGUCUCAUUGUUUGUACAUUUCCACUGUUUUACUGGCAAAUAAGAGCAAUGACAGCCUGGGCAGGAAGAUAAGUUUUAAACAGCUGAAAGUACUAGAGAACUUCAGCAAAAUGGAUUGGAUCCAGACUUAAAUUAGAUGUGUGUAACUUAAGUCCUGCUAGUUAAGUCCCGCUAAACUCAUUCCCAAUGAUUUUAAUAGCUCUAAGCAUGGCUAAAUCUUUAUCCAACCCAGCGUUCUUACCACAGUCAAAACUUUGCAAAGGCACAAAUAUUGUUGUGAAAAGUGGUAGAAUAUCAACACACAAGCAAUAAACUUUUCAUUUCAGUGGGAUAUAAAUCUGUGUUUGUAUUUUCACUAUAAAACAGCUGCAUAUUGAAAGGUGCACUGCUGACCAGUGAAUCCGUAUUGUCAUAAGUAAACUUGUAUAAUGCUUUCAGAAAUGUUUGCUCUGUGAAAACUGCUUUGAGGAUUUGAGAAUAUGGGUUCUCAGAAGCAGUAUCUCUAGCAAUGCUGUGUUAAAAUGCCAUCUGGCAUCCCACUUUUGUUAAUAUUUAUGUGAUUAGUCCCACUGAAUUUAAUAUGUUUCAAACCAUUUGCUUACUUAAAAUAAUCAUGAAUUAAUUAGAAGUGAAGACAAUUCCCUGGCAAUACAGUAUCUUAUUGCGCACGUUGAUGUCAUGUAGCAAAGAAACAAACCAAAAUAUAAAGAAUAACUAAAUGUGAACAUUAAAAAAAAAUAUAAUACAGUAAGUCAGUAAGCAUCUGAGAAUGUAUUCAUAUUACCUACUGAAAAUUUAGCUUUCUGGAAUAAUUCACACAUGAAGGAAAAAAUGUACCGUGGAUGAAUUUUGUUGUAAGAUGUAAAUUAUUCUAAAGCAAUAGCGACACAUACUUUAAUCAGAAAUAGUUCUGGCUGAAGUCCAGAAAGGAUUAAGUCCAGGAAACCUUUUUUAUUUUAAUGGCCAGAAGUGUAAUCCCCCAAGGAAGGUCACCACAGUUGAAGUGAGUGGGAGCUAGUAAAGAAUGCUAUUUUCCAUUCAUUUCAGUUUCCUCCCAGAUCUUUAGUACUGAUGAGUGCAGGUAGAGGCUAAAACAGCCUAUCUCUCUUGUGACAAUUGUGUUUGGUUAACACCUAAACCAUGUUGCUGCUAUAAGUAAAUCAAAGUCUGGACUGAUAAUUUUUAGAAGUUUCAUCACUGAAGUUUCAGGUGUCUUUCAAAAGAAAGGUAGCAGGCUAGCAGUUUGCCUCUGGAAAAGUAUAAUACUUCAGGGACUUAUUCUUUAAUGCUAAGUUUUGUAGAAAAAUAGGAGAAAUUCUGUGAACAGCAGGAAAAAUCAUGAAUGCAGGAAAGUGCCAAAUAUAGUGCAUUUUAACUUAUGCUCCAGAACACAAUGCUACUGAGUUAGCAUAUACAACUGGCUGACAUUUUUAAAUUAUUUAAUACUAUAUAGAGUUUUCUGCAUGCUUAAGACCACUGGUUUCUGGAGUGCUUUACAGCCCUAAUGAAUGUGUGUUUACAGCACUUCCAGUGCCAUUAGACUUUGCUUGACCCUUAUGUAUUAUUUCUUUGGCUAUUUUUUUAAAAACCCACAUUAUUCAUCCUAGUGUGCAUUUCCAGUUGCCCAAACAAUAUUUUUAAUAUUUUAGCAUACUUUAAAAGGGAAGAAUGGCACAUAUCCAUAGGUCAGCGGUUGUAGGAAAACAGUGUGCUGUCUUGAGACUAUUUUUAAAGUAAUGAGUUUUUUUCUCUGUCUUUUCCCUCUGUGUUUCUUUAAUCUCAUGGCAUAUGAGACACCUUUCAUUCUAUGCUACCAAAGUCUCAAAGAACCAUGAUCUGUUGUUCUCUGCAUACAAAUGUAGAAUGCAAUUUUGUAAGCUGCCUUGUAAGAAGUUGUCCUAAAAGGUAUAGAUUAUAUAUGUGAUUAUGCUGUAAUGUUCUGAGUAAAAUGGAGGCCACCACGAAUUAUCUAUUGCAGGCAUAGGUAACCUUUGGCCCUCCAGAUGUUUUCGACUACAAUUCCCAUCAUCCCUGACCACUGGUCCUGUUAGGGAUCAUGGGAGCUGUAGGCCAAAACAUCUGGAGGGCCGAAGGUUGCGUAUGCCUGAUCUAUUGCAUCCAAUAAAAGUUUGUUCACAGGUGGCCACAGGUCAGUGAACUGAACUGCAAUUCCAUGUCCCCCAAAAGACAAUGAUUUGUGUUUCCUGAAACAUCACUCCUGCACAAACCCCAUUUAUUUGAAUGAAGAUUUUGCAAAAGCAGUAAUCAUUUGCAUUACCUUUAAAGCAUUUGUUUCUACUGCGAAACAUUUUGGAUAAAGUCCACAAGUUUUAACUAAGUUUUGGAGCACAGGCCCAAAGUAUAUUUGACAGCAUUGCCUCUUAAGUGAAUUGAGCAGCAGUCUUUUUUUGUUUUUGCUUUUAUGCAUUUAUGUACUGUACUUUCGUUUUUAUCAUUUUGGCUAUUGGUUUAAAAACUGCAGGUAUUGUUAUGUGUAAGCCAUAUCCAUUGUAUAUUGUGUGUGUGUGUGUUGUGCAUGUAUUUUUAUUUAAAUAAAUUUGUCUUAUUUUUCAUAGAGUUGA